UCAUGUUAGAGGACCCCAUAUUAGAUUUAUAUCGAACCAAUUUUGGUCUGAACUGGACCGUUGGCCAGUUCUUCAGUCAGUGCUAUAUAACCCUAGCCAACCUCGUUAGUCGUUUCCUCACCCCCGACCGGAUUCUGUCUCUCUCCUUCUCUCUGUUUGUCCCUCACUUUCUCUCUUUGUCUCUCACUUUCUCUCCCUGAUGUUGACGAAGUGGCUGAGAUCACCAGGUGGAGCUCACUUCUCCUCAACACAGCCACCAUCACCAAGGUACUUCUCUUGCUCAUCCUUCAAAGACAUUAAUAAUAUUCUCUUAGAAGAACUCCAAAAUGGAUCCAAAUCCGAACCCGAAUCCCCCAGAAGACCGUCCAUUUUCCACCGGGUCCGGCUCGCCACUUCACGCCUCCUUCAUUGCCGCCACUACCGCUCUAAAAUAUCCAUCCUAUCUCCACCUCCCAACCAUAGCGACCACCACAUCGUUGUCUACUUCACAAGCCUGCGCAUUGUCCGUAGGACAUUUGAGGAUUGCAGGACCGUCAGAUCAAUUCUUCUUGGAUAUCGCGUCCCAAUCGACGAACGAGAUUUGUCCAUGGAUGGUAGGUAUUUAGACGAGUUACAGGAGAUCACAGGGUCCAAAAAGGUAAGCUUACCUGUAGUUUUCAUUGGAGGGAAACAUGUUGGUGGGGCCGAGAAUAUCAAGGAGAUGAAUGAAAGUGGAGAAUUAAAGAUGUUGAUUGGUCGGUUAUCGUUUGUAGAAAACAGUAAUGGUUGUGAUCUUUGCGGAGGGCUGAGAUUUGUUAUUUGUGAACAGUGCAAUGGAAGCCAUAAGAUCUACUCAAAUAAGCUUGGGUUUAGAAUUUGCACCUUCUGUAAUGUGAACGGUUUGAUAAGGUGCGGUCUAUGCUCUCCGGUGGAAUCGCGACGCUUAUCAACCUCCUGAAUCCCUAUUUUUCGAAAAUUUAACUUAGGCUCGGUUUAUAAUAGAUUUACAAUAUAACAGUUUACUGUAAUUAUUGUGUCUUGGUCGCAUUUUCUUUUUUUUUUUUUUUUU
Messenger RNA from Manihot esculenta (cassava), 1048 nucleotides. RefSeq lists its product as uncharacterized. The record is from RefSeq and is a predicted model, not a curated record. The transcript has a single exon. The coding region runs from base 200 to 937 and encodes 245 amino acids. NCBI's taxonomy places the organism in Eukaryota, Viridiplantae, Streptophyta, Magnoliopsida, Malpighiales, Euphorbiaceae.